Messenger RNA from Bombina bombina (fire-bellied toad), 576 nucleotides. Its product is annotated as vitelline membrane outer layer protein 1 homolog. The record is from RefSeq and is a predicted model, not a curated record. Lineage: Eukaryota; Metazoa; Chordata; Amphibia; Anura; Bombinatoridae. Bases 1 to 576 code for a protein of 191 amino acids. The transcript is spliced from 3 exons.
AUGCCUCCAACAAUGUUGUUUUUUACAUUUCCAUGGCUACUUAGCUUUUUUCUCGCAAGUGGAGAAAUUGUGGAAAACAUCAUCAGUGUCAACAAUGGAGGAAUAUGGGGAGUCUGGGGUCCCUUAGAAAAAUGUCCUGGGUUACUCAAAGCUAUUGGAUUCAGCAUAAAGGUACAGGAGUACCAGAAAUUAGGAGAUGAUACAGCUUUGAAUGGAAUCAAACUGUAUUGUGGUCAAGAGGGAGACUUUUUAACUACCAUUGAGAUGAUUUCAACUAAAGGAAGAUGGGGACAUUGGACCAGUCCUAUGUGGUGCCCUUCUGGAUACCUGGUGUCUUUCUAUUUGAGAGUUGUGACAGAAGGACGACAAAGAGAUGCCACAGGAGUUAACAACAUUAAGUUUGUGUGCUCCGAUAAUGAACAUUUGGAAGGACUUGGGUAUUCCUGGGGUAGUUAUGGAGAAAUGAGUGAAAAGUGUGUCCAGGGGAUAUGUGGUAUGAAAACCAAGGUUCAGGAAGACCAAGGACACUCAGAUGAUUCUAGUUUAAAUGAUGUCAGAUUUUUAUGUUGUUCAUAA